This is a messenger RNA of Amphiprion ocellaris (clown anemonefish), 4591 nucleotides long. Its product is annotated as phosphatidate phosphatase LPIN2-like. Gene Ontology annotation, cellular component: nucleus. NCBI's taxonomy places the organism in Eukaryota, Metazoa, Chordata, Actinopteri, Pomacentridae. The record is from RefSeq and is a predicted model, not a curated record. Gene Ontology annotation, biological process: fatty acid catabolic process; cellular response to insulin stimulus; positive regulation of transcription by RNA polymerase II. Bases 313 to 3486 code for a protein of 1057 amino acids. The transcript is spliced from 20 exons. Gene Ontology annotation, molecular function: phosphatidate phosphatase activity; transcription coactivator activity.
UGAGUGAAAAUACUAGGACUCUCUCAUAGAUUGCUAUAUUUUGUUUGCUAGCUCAGAACAGAGAACACUAGAGUGCUGUCAUCACUGAUGACCGCUGAUCAAGUGGAAAGUCAGAUGUAACUUAGUCUUAGAUGUAUCACAGCUAACAAAAUGUAGCCGGAAAUCCACCGACAGAUAUUGGGGGGGAGCUUCAGCCUGGAGAGCCAGGGGAGCAUUAUGAGGAAUGGAGUUGACAGGUUCCUCAGGUGGACAUGGUGGUAAGGUUCCUUGACACAGUUCCUGUAAUUGGGCAAACCUUUAAAGUGGUGCUGUAUGGCGGAGGGGAGGUCAGGGGAGCACAGCCUGGUUGGGAAGGAACAUCUGCAUCCUUCUCUGUGGUCCCAAACCAUGAAUAUUGUGGGCCAGUUGGCAGAGACGGUGUUUGUGACGGUGAAGGAGCUGUACCGUGGCCUUAACCCCGCCACUCUCACAGGAGGAAUCGAUGUCAUCGUGGUGCGACAGCCUGAUGGAUCUUUCCAGUGUUCCCCCUUUCACGUCCGUUUUGGCAAGCUUGGAGUGUUGCGGUCCAAGGAGAAAAUUGUGGACAUUGAAAUAAAUGGAGAAUCAGUUGACCUACACAUGAAGCUUGGUGACAAUGGAGAAGCUUUUUUUGUGGAACAAAAUGAAAACAUGGAGGUCCCAGCCCACCUGUGCACCUCCCCAAUUCCUCUUGAGGGCCAUGAGGACUUAGAGGAGACCACUGAGGGAUCCUCUAUCAUUGCCCGCAGGAAGAAACGCCGUCGCAAACGCAUUCGCUCUGAUAACCACCUGAGAGAAGAUGCCAACUCUUCAUCAGAUGAGAGAGAAAGAGAGAGAGAGUGUGAGAGAGAAACUGAUCAGGCUCAACUGGAGAGUCCAGCUUUAGAGGAGCUUACCACACCACUGCAAGUCAGUAAAUCGGUGUAUUAUUCGCUGUCUGAGGAGCCAAGUGAAGCGAUGGGGACCACACAAACUAGAGACACUCAUCCACACUCAGACGGAGAGCCAUCAGCUUCAGAAAACAGCGUCUUCUACAGCCGACCAUCUUCUCCUAAGAGCGACUCUGAGCUUCUGGUUAAAUCCCAAGAGUCAUCUGAGCCUCAGAUACAGUGGAACUGGGGAGGUUUUCCCACGCUGUGUCAACCAGAGAAGACACCAGUGGAGCUGCAGGUCAUCUCUCAUUUGGGCAGUUCUCAUUUUCGCACCAUUGAGAGACAGGACUCCUUUGAUAUGGGCGAUGAGCCUGUGAUCAGUUGUGGAAGAGUGGGCAGUGUGACCGUGGUCAAACCACAGCCGAGGACCCAAUCCCUUGAUUUAGGAAGCCUCUCCAUACAAACUCCUCCUUUAUCCAAGGAGAAAAACUCUCAUAUUGCCCACUCUACCCCCAGUGACCUCUUCAAGUCUUGUGCAUCAUCAAUGAAUCUAGACUCAACACCGGCGCUCGAAUCCACAAUGGAGAACGAGGAGAACAGGGACUUGAUAUCUAAUUCAGUUAGCAAUGGUGCUGAUUCCUAUAGUAACAAAGAAAACACAGGAAGUGUUGAGCAUGUUAGUACUGUGACUGAUACAGUCAACCCUGGAAAUAAAGAUAGUGUGGUCAGUAUGACCAAACCAAACGGUGUACAUAAAGAGAGCAAAGACUGCACAGCCCCACAAACAAGUCCAAAAAGGACGGAUUUGUCAAAUCUGCAACAACAGGCUGCCUUGUCUGAGCAAAGUCAACAGGGCUCCACCAGUAGUGCUCCAGUCAGCGAAGGGGACAGCGGAGUAGAUCCUUGCAGUGAGGGAGGGGAAGAGGACAAUGUACCCGGUGUGACGGAUGGAUCAGCAAGAGGCUCCCUUACUGAAAAUAAAACGCCAAAAGCUGAAAUGAGAGACAUUGGGGCAAGCGUGAUGUCUGCAGAGGGGUCAGCGAACUCUUCAGAGGUGUCUUCCAAAGUGGAACAACAGGACAAGAAAAAAGGUAAACGUAAUCACCAUCUAGGACCGACAGACAUUUACUUGGAUGAUCUGACCACACUGGACCCUGAGGUGGCUGCACUUUACUUCCCCAAAAGUGAGGCAGAGGGAGCAUUUCAGCAAGGGGCAGAGCAGGGCUCCUUCUCAGGAAGCCAGUCACCUCAGUCAGUGGGCAGCGGGGCAAUGGAUAGUGGUACAGAGUAUCUGUCAGACUCCACUUCCUACAGCAUGGAUGUCAGCAUGUCCCUUUGUGGACAAGAAGGUGACACCAGCCAAAUCACCAAAGAAAAGUUUAUGGAGCACCUUGUGACAUACCAGGAUUUUACCAACAAUCCAGGAAUCAUUGAGGAUCCAAGUCUUGUCAUCUGCAUAAACUCCAACUAUUACAACUGGGCCGUGGCAGCUCCAAUGGUCUUGUCAAUGACAACUUUCCAGAAAAACCUACCCAAGAGUACCAUAGAACGGCUGGUUAAGGACAAGAUGCCCAAAAAGUCUGGACGCUGGUGGUUCUCCUGGAGACGGAGAGACAUGGACAGCCAGCAAAAACAAUCAAAGGAAGAGCAGGAGGAGCCACUGACAAAUGUUUCUUCGACAGUUAAAGCCACAUUGGAUGACAUCGACAGUGACGAAGCAGCGGGGCUCGGCCGAAAAGCCAUCAUUCCUUCCGGUCUAUCAACAGAAACCCUUAAUGCCGCUCAGUCUAUCAGCCAGAUGUACCGCAAAUCACUGCGUCUGACUUCUGAACAGAUUGAACAUCUAAACCUUCGUGAAGGUGCCAACAAGGUUGUGUUCAGUGUGACCACACAAUACCAGGGCACCUGUCGCUGUGAGGCUGCCAUCUACCUGUGGAACUGGGACGAUCGCGUGAUCAUAUCUGACAUCGACGGCACCAUCACAAAGUCUGAUGCUCUGGGUCAUAUUUUACCGCAGUUUGGAAAAGACUGGACACACAAAGGCAUCGCCAAACUCUACCACAAAAUACACCAAAAUGGAUACAAGUUCUUGUAUUGCUCAGCGCGGGCUAUAGGUAUGGCUGCUAUCACUAAAGACUACCUGCAAUGGGUCAAUGACAAAGGCACUGUCCUCCCUAAAGGCCCUGUCCUGCUGGCCCCCAGCAGCCUCUUUUCAGCUCUACACAGAGAGGUGAUUGAGAAGAAGCCGGAGGUGUUUAAAGUGGCCUGUCUCAGUGACAUCAGAGACUUGUUCAACCCACAGAGGCAGCCUUUCUAUGCAGCCUUCGGCAACAGGACUAACGAUGCUUAUGCCUAUAAGCAGGUUGGAGUAUCUGAAACCAAAAUAUUUACUGUCAACCCGAAAGGAGAGCUCAUCCAGGAGAAGACAAAAGGCAACAAGUCCUCAUACUGCCACCUGGGUGAGUUGGUGGAGCAUUUCUUCCCUGUGCUGGCUGUUGAAGGCAGGGCAUCCUUCGCUCUUGACUGUCCUGACUACAGCAGUUUCUCCUACUGGAAGGAGCCUUUGCCAGAAGUGGACCUGGAUGCACUGCUGUAGACAAACAUCCACCAAACCCACAUACACCCAAAUUAAGGCAAGCACUGCAGUGCCUCUUUAUGAGCCACUAAAUAAACUAGAACAAGGCAACUGCACUCAAAAGUUGAAUCAAAUUAUCUCAUGCUAUGCACUACAUUUUAAAAAUAAGUGUAUAAAUCAAUAUGCAAUAUUGGCUAUGACUGUUAACACCAUAUUUUGCUGUUUGUGUGUAAAAAUCCUACAGUGAACAUGGCACAACUGGACAAAUAUGCCUUUGGACUGUUUAAUGUUUAGUUACUGUAUGUACCUAUGUAAUAGUCAAUCCGAAAUAUGAUUUUUAAUGCUGUUUUUACUUUAUUAGUUAAGUAGCAAGUGGUGUCUAAAGCCUGAAAAUGCCAGAAUGUUGAGAGCACAGUUUGAAGCAAUGAUGUGACCAACUGAAACAAAUGAGGUAACACACAACUAUAAGACAAAUCUGUUAUCCUUUACUCAGUGGAGAUCAGAGAGAUUUUCUGUUAUUGGUAACAAAUAAUGACUUAAGAUUGGAGUUGUGUGAAAUGGGGGUUGAUGGUGCCAAGAAAUCAUUCAUGGUUUUAGAAUGUUUUUAAAAUGGUUUGGAUUGUUUUAGAGUCUCAUCAGUUUUGAGCAUCGUUGGUUCUGUCGAGCACUGAGGUGUUUUCAAACCACACUUGAUUCAGGUGAGUGAAAACCCUUUGGAGCUCUGGGUGGAAAUGCUAAAUUUUCGUCCUGAGGGAUGACUGAAUACAAAGUUAGUUGUUUGGUGAGUUCAAUAGAAUUAUUUUUGUUUUAAUACUUGAGGACUGAUGAAUUUGAGCAAAUGAUGAUUGUAGAGCGCGUUUCACGUCUUCCUUUUAGGUACGGCACUACCAGUUUUUAAAAUGUUUGUGCAUUACAUGAAUGAGGAAGUGCAUCAGCCUGACUAUGGCUUUUAUUCCAGGCGUGUAAACAGACUGCGAAUGUGUUUUAGCUUUGCCUUUGUAUUAUAUUGACACUGUUAUAUUUAUUACCUCUCAUCAUACAGCUGUGUGGAGAUGCAAUAAAGCUGAGGACAUUUGCUGUUACUUUUUAAACCAAAUGUAAAGAAAUAUAAAUGAAUUCCUUACUU